AUGGGUGACUUCUAUGCCUGGCUCACCGAGCACGGCGUCAGUGUCGACUACUGCCCCGCCGAGGCCCAUUGGCAGAUCGGCGGCGUUGAGCGCCGCAACGCCAUUUUGAGGACCAUCGUUGAGCACCUUGUAGAUCAGUACGCCGCCCUCAACACCCUUGACUUGGAUGAUGCCAUCCUGGCGGGCGUGCACGCGGUCAACAGCAGCACCUACACAAAGGGGACACCUUUUCAAGCAGUUUUUGGACGAGUGCCCAAACUCACCGGCAUCUUCGACACCGAGACCGGCAUCAUCACCAAGUCAGGAGACUGCAAUGGACCUCUUCGAGCAGAACUUCUUCGAAGCGAGGCUAUCAAGCACAUCCACGACCUCAAUGCAGACCAGGCCAUCCGCCGCGCCAUCCCCAGGAAGACAAAGAAGACCGGGAUCUCCGAUCUAUCUGCAGGAGACCGAUGUGCCUUUUGGAGAUGGAGGAAGAUCGGGAGCCGCAAGCGAGGCGCAUGGGUCACGGCCAAGUUCCUCGGCUGGGACCCCGACGCGGUGGGCAAGAAUGCCUGGGUGAGGACCUCAACUACUACCACCUUGGUUAGCAGCGAGCAGCUGCGCGCGGCCGCUGGCUUUGAGCAGUGGUGCCCGGAUGAGUCCGAUCACUACGUGAUGGACUAUGGAAUGAUGAACGUGGUCCUGCGCCAAUCGAGGACGGCUUCGAGGUGGACUUCGAACCAGCUGAAGCCGCAGGAGGAGAAGAUCUUGUACUACCACUGGUGGACGCGCAACCACGCGCUGAUCUACCUCAACCACAACCAUCACCUCAAGGAGUACCAGAACGCAGCCAACAUGAACGACAACAUACUGCCAGCCAAGCGCACCUCCGACGUCCUCUACCAGUUCAAAGACGAGCACGACGGCACCUUCGCCAGGACCGGCUACGACUUUGAUGGUAGCCCCGACCUUGGAUACGGCCCACAAAGCCGGACCUUCCACCAGGCCUACCUCACCACAGACCACAGGAAGGCCGAUGUUCCGCCGGGCAAGGAACCAACUGAGUCCGACAGCACGGAUGAUAGCGACCAAGACACGGUCCCUCCAGACCAACGAGGACUCACCCGGCGGGAACGGAAGCAGCUCGACCGCGAACUACCAUGGCGUGAGAUUUUUGCAAUGGGCCCCCACGCAGUGGACAAGUUCCUGCGCGCCGCCGAGGUCGAGCACGACGCAUGGACGCAGUGGAGCUCAGUGCGACCAUUGUCACGCGAAGAGGCCGCGAAGGUGCUGAGGGACAAGAACCUCUCCAGGAGGAUCAUAAGGUCCCGGGCUUGCUACAGGGACAAGAACCGGGGCACUGGCGAGAUCAAGGCCAAAUGCCGGGUAGUGUGCAUUGGAUGCACCGAUCCCGACCUGAAGCACAUCAGCAGGGACGCGCCCACUCCAAGCCGCCUCACGGAGCACAUGGUCUUCAGCAUCAUCACGGCAGGAGCCACCAAGCACAAGUGGCGCGGCUGGCUCGCUGACGCCAAGACGGCGUUCCUUCAGGGCAAGCAGCCCGAUGAUGAGCGAGGCGCUCCAAUCUUCAUGUGGGCUCCCCGAGACGGCCUGAUCGACAAGACCGGCAGAUGCAGUGCGGAGAUCUAUGAGAUCCUGGGGAAUGUAAAUGGAUUGGCAAAUGCACCAAGGCUUUGGUGCCAGGAAAUCAAGCGGCGUCUCCUCGGCAACGGCUAUCGCAUGCACGCCUUCGACAAGAUGUGCUUCCUCAAGUACGACGGCGACCAGAUCCUGUCGAUCAUCGUGAUCUACGUGGAUGAUUUUCUCGGAGUUCACCGGGAGGACUAUGACCUCAGCGAGGUGAUCAAGCUAUUCGAAUGGGGUGCGUUCCAGUACCUCGAUGUCGAUAAGGAGGUGGUUUUCAAGGGCAAGGAGCUGAGGCUGGUCAGGAAGAAUGAUAAGCACCGGCUGCUCAUUUCCCAGAGGAGUUCGUUCAAGGACUUGAUGCCUGCAGGCUACCACGUGGGCGUCUUCAAGGUCCUCUAUGAGACGGCUGAGUUCGCCAAGUCAACCCCCGGCCUCGGCAUGGUCAUUGAGGAGGUUCCCAUCAACAAGGCCACCGCCGUUGUGGUCUUGGGCAAACGCCUACAAGGGCGGCUCGCAGCCAUUUCGCCUCUUGCGGUGGUGGAUUGGAAAUCAGGCAGAAGCAGUCGCAUCUGCCGAAGCACUCUGGCGGCCGAAGCAUCAGCCGCUGAUGAGGGGGCAGACAGGGCAGCCUUCGCCAUCAGCGAGAUUUUGCACAAUGUGGAAGCGCACCGAGCCAGAUGCAGACUCCCGUCCAAGCAGGUGACUGACGCCAAAAGCUUGUACGACGCUGUGAUCGCCGAGAACCCCAACCUGGCGGACCGCAGGUCCAUGAUCAAUAUCAGGGCGAUCCAGGAGACGGUGCGGCCCAGCCAAAUGCACUGGGUUCCCACGGGCAUCAUGUGGGCUGACGGGCUCACGAAGUAUGACACUCGCCUCAGGGAGACCUUCCACAACCUGUGUGCCAACUACGCGAAGGACGCGAAGGCCGAUAAGAAAAUGGUACCGGUGAAAGUUCCCUGCAUGGCCAGGCAUCGACCUUCGCUGCACAUCGGCCCAAAGGGGCCCCUGAGCUGA
This is a messenger RNA of Effrenium voratum, 2643 nucleotides long. The record is from the annotation of a GenBank genome assembly. Lineage: Eukaryota; Dinophyceae; Suessiales; Symbiodiniaceae.